GAGUUUUUGUCAGGCGGGAGCGCGUCGCCGAGCCGAGCAGGACUUUCUACCUUCCUUUCCCCGCGUGGAUAUUCUUGGCGUCGUCGUCGCGGUCUCCAGGCCCCCCGGCACCGGCACCGACAUGCCCUACAGCGUGACUCUCCAGGGACCCUCCCCGUGGGGCUUCCGCCUGGUCGGGGGACGCGACUUCAGCACGCCGCUGACCAUCUCCAGGGUGACGGCCGGCAGCAAGGCGGCCCAGGGGGACCUCUGCCCGGGCGACACCAUCCUGGCUAUCAACGGAGACGUGACCGAGCACAUGACCCACAUGGAGGCCCAGAACCGGAUCAAAAACUGCACUCAGCAGCUCACGCUCAUCAUCAGCAGGUCGGUAUUGUCUUUCAGGUCGGGAUCGGGAGAACGAGUGCGGUCGCCGGUGGUUAGCCAAGAUGGCAAGACGAGCCCUUACAUGGAAUCUGACUCGCAGAACUUCCGGCCCAUCACCAGCGGCUACAGCAACUACAGCCGCAAGGCCUCGUACACCCCCGAACCUCAGCCGCCGCCACCGCCGCUGGUCCCUACGCAACAUCACCCGCAUCCGCAUCAGCAGCAGCAGCAGCAGCAAGCCCCCAACCACUCGCUCAACGGCCAUUCCAAGACCAACAACGGCCACGGCUACGCGUACGGCAACGGGCACGCUCAGUACAACAGCCCGACUGCGCUUUACGCCCCCAACGGCAGCAACGGGGACCGAUCCCUACACGGCAAAAUGGGUGGUCUCAGCCUGAGCGCCCCUCACAGCCCCGAGCCUCCCGCCCCCUCCCCCGUCCAGAGCCGCGACAGCGCCGACAUGCAGUCGCACGUCUACAAGAUGCUGACGGACUAUGAGGAGCCCUCCUCGGAGCCCAAGCAGUCGGGGUCCUUUAAGUACUUGCAGGGGAUCCUGGCGGCCGAGGACGGGGGUGUGUCCCCGACAGAGAGGAUGAGGAGCUUGAGGUCGCCGGUGCGAUCGCCCGUCCCCAAGCUGGGAAGCCCCCUCUCCGGCGGCGUGCCGGGCCUCCAGAAGCUCCCGCAAUGUACGCGCUGCUCCACCGGCAUCGUGGGCACCAUCGUGAAGGCCCGCGACAAACUGUACCACCCCGAGUGCUUUAUGUGCGACGACUGCGGCAUCAACCUGAAGCAGCGCGGCUACUUCUUCAUCGAGGACAACCUGUACUGCGAGACGCACGCCAAGGCCCGCGUGCAGCCGCCGGAGGGCUACGACGUGGUGGCCGUCUACCCCAACUCCAAGGUGGAGAUCGUGUGAGGCGGACGGGGGACAGACCCGGUGGCGGGACAUUUCGGCGUAACGCUCCAUCAUCGCUUGCGUUUGCUUUCGGGGCUUCGGGGACGUCACUUUUUCCUCUUUGUAAGCGGCCAUGCAUCACAGGCGUGUGUCACGGGGAGCGCCGGUGGAAUGUCGGCAUGUUGUUUGGCUGAACUCUAACCCCCGGCUAAAUGGCUCCAUAUGCAAGCAUGCCAGCUCCGCCUUUUGCAAGUGGAAACAAAAAAGCCGGCAGGAGGGAGAAGGACAACACUUUUCCUCUCUUUUUCUCUUCUUCUUUUGUUUUUUUAAUCACUGCAUUUCCCCAGCUGCGGGGUUUUUUUUUCCUAGGGGGAACCCUGUAAGUUUGGGUUGAAAAAAAAGAAAAAAACGUUUUAAAAAAAAUUUGAGAAAGAAAAAUAUAUUUUUGUGUACAUGUUAUUUUGUCAAUGCAUUUCUAAUGACCGACAACUUUAUGUGUGGUUUUGCGAUUGGCGGGCUGGCGCAGUCCACUACAGCAUCAACGUACAAUGGUGCCUUGAGAUACAAGUUUAAUUUCAACAAUCUUCUCCCCAGUGAAUUGUGCACAAAUGCCAUUCAUCUGUUCCGGCCUCCCACCAAAAAUUUGUUUGUAAUAAGAAAAUGUGUAAUUAACUUUUUUAAAAACAUAGAGUUAGCCGCAGUUUUUACUUCUCUUCAGUCUGUUUCAAUUGAAUUCAGCGGAAGUUGCGGUGCUCCUCCCUGUGUGCACGUUUUGGCCACCCAGGGGCAGUAGAAUACACACUAAGAUUUUCUCGACUGACUUAGUAAGCUGCAGGCAAUUCGUCGUUCUUUGGGUUGCACCACCGCGAGACUAAUACUGUUUGUUAGCCCAUUUUUGGUGUGAUGCAUUGCUUGUUGGCAUUAAGCUAAACAGACUUAUACUAAUAAGCAUGUAAUUCUCUUUUGUUUUAUGUUUACUUUGACAGUAGACUUUAGACGGCAGUGGCGACAAACAACUUCCACCCCGACCUUAAAUUUUUGCCUGCAAGUCAAAGCAAAAAAAAAAAA
This is a messenger RNA of Hippocampus comes (tiger tail seahorse), 2332 nucleotides long. It is a transcript of the gene pdlim4, whose product is annotated as PDZ and LIM domain 4. Gene Ontology annotation, biological process: actin cytoskeleton organization; muscle structure development; heart development. Gene Ontology annotation, cellular component: filamentous actin; stress fiber; Z disc. The record is from RefSeq and is a predicted model, not a curated record. The coding region runs from base 122 to 1285 and encodes 387 amino acids. Gene Ontology annotation, molecular function: actin binding; muscle alpha-actinin binding. Lineage: Eukaryota; Metazoa; Chordata; Actinopteri; Syngnathiformes; Syngnathidae. The transcript has 7 exons.